UCCAUCCAUCCCAGGCGAUAGUUUUUCCAUCCAUCCCAUGGCAAUAGUUUUCCUGGCAUGCUCUCCCCUAACCCCAUUUUCACUAAAACCCUUAACCCAACUUUUCUCCCUCCGCUUCCCAUCGGAGAAGAUUUCUCUGUCUUUUCUUUCUCCUUUCACCCCACCACUUACAAGGGCUUCUUGUUACACUGACGCCGUGAAGCCGGUGGUUGCAGCGCCCCUUGUGAAAUUAGAUUCUGAGAAGUACGGAAAGAAGCAGGUCAUCAGCCUCUCCCCACAGCUAUACGAGUAUGUCCUCGCCAAUGUCCGUGAGCCGCAGGUUCUUCGGGAGCUCCGUCAGGAAACGGCGGGCAUGCGUGGAAGUCAGAUGCAG
Molecule: messenger RNA, 373 nt
Organism: Phalaenopsis equestris
Lineage: Eukaryota; Viridiplantae; Streptophyta; Magnoliopsida; Asparagales; Orchidaceae
Exons: 2
Source: RefSeq, a predicted model, not a curated record